Molecule: messenger RNA, 2368 nt
Organism: Acipenser ruthenus (sterlet)
Lineage: Eukaryota; Metazoa; Chordata; Actinopteri; Acipenseriformes; Acipenseridae
Product: glycine receptor subunit beta-like
Exons: 10
Coding region: 360-1856 (498 amino acids)
Biological process (GO): chemical synaptic transmission; nervous system process; signal transduction
Cellular component (GO): neuron projection; postsynaptic membrane; synapse
Molecular function (GO): neurotransmitter receptor activity; transmembrane signaling receptor activity; extracellularly glycine-gated chloride channel activity
Source: RefSeq, a predicted model, not a curated record
UAAUAGUCACUGCUUUGGAGCUACUGCGCAUGUUCCAGGUCCACGCAGCCUCCAUCUUGAACAUCCUAGAGCAGAGCGAGGACAAGAAAACAUAUAUACUGUUUGUUUUGUUGUUUUUUUUAACAUGUAUUAAUAAAUAUCGCAGUGGGUGAAAAACAUAUAAACGAAACUGCUAAUAGCUGUUAUUUGAUCGGUCGCCUGAAGCUACUGACUGAAGAGACUGCGCGAUUCGUAAUGAUGGCUUGCUAUUUGCAAUCAGCUGUAUUGUAGAAUUCCAUAUUAAUUUGUUUGUAAACGGUCCCAAAAAAUAAUUGUUGCUAGAAAAUAUAAUACUAAGAAAGCAUUUCCUGUCAGGGUUGAUGUGUCAGAAAAUGAAGGUCUUAAAGCUGGCCUUUCUUCUCCUGGUCUUGUCGCUUUGGAUAGAUGACGGUUCUGCCAAAGAGAAGUCUUCAAAGAAAGGAAAGGGCAAAAGAAAGCAGCAUUUGUGCCCUUCAGAGCUGUCAAGUGAGGCUCUUGCACGAGUACCAGCCAACUCUACCAGCAACAUCUUGAACAGACUGCUGCUUACUUACGAUCCAAGAAUUCGGCCCAAUUUCAAAGGUAUUCCAGUGGAUGAUAAAGUUAACAUUUUCAUCAACAGUUUUGGUUCAAUUCAGGAAACAACAAUGGAUUACAGAGUAAACAUCUUCCUGAGGCAGCGGUGGAAUGAUCCCAGGCUCCGGCUACCAGCUGACUUCAAAUCAGAUGCUCUCACUGUAGAUCCAAAAAUGUUCAAAUGUCUCUGGAAACCGGAUUUGUUUUUCGCAAAUGAAAAGAAUGCCAAUUUCCAUGAUGUCACACAAGAAAACAUCCUGCUUUUUAUCUAUCGCAAUGGGGAUGUCCUCCUGAGUAUGAGGUUAUCUGUGACUCUCUCCUGCCCACUGGACUUAACUUUAUUUCCUAUGGAUACACAACGGUGCAAGAUGCAACUGGAAAGCUUUGGAUACACAACAGAUGACCUGCGGUUCAUAUGGCAGUCUGGAGACCCUGUUCAAAUGGAACAAAUUGCUUUACCCCAGUUUGAUAUUAAGCAGGAAAUUGAGUAUGGGAACUGCACAAAGUAUUAUAAAGGGACUGGUUACUACACCUGCGUGGAGGUAAUCUUCACUUUAAGGAGGCAGGUUGGAUUUUACAUGAUGGGUGUCUAUGCUCCUACUCUUCUGAUUGUGGUCCUCUCAUGGCUCUCAUUCUGGAUUAACCCUGAUGCUAGUGCUGCCAGAGUUCCGCUGGGAAUUUUCUCAGUGCUGAGUUUGUCAUCUGAAUGUACAUCUCUUGCUUCUGAACUCCCAAAGGUGUCCUAUGUAAAAGCAAUCGAUAUCUGGCUUAUCACCUGCCUUUUGUUCGGGUUUGCAUCCCUGGUUGAAUAUGCUGUAGUUCAGGUGAUGCUGAAUAGUCCCAAGAGGAUUGAGGCUGAAAAGGCUAAAAUGGCAAGCAAAGAACAAGCAGCGGGAAAAACUCCAGCAAAAAAGAAUACAGUAAAUGGAACAGGGUGUACCCCUGUUCAUAUCAGCACUAUGCAGGUUGCAGAAACUAGGUGCAAAAAGGUGUGCACAUCCAAAUCUGACCUGAGGUCUAAUGACUUUAGCAUCGUUGGAUCUUUGCCAAGAGAUUUUGAAUUGUCAAAUUAUGACUGUUACGGAAAACCCAUAGAAGUUGAAAGUGGCUUGGGGAAGUUGCAGGCCAAAAAUAACAAGAAGCCAUCUCCACCUAAGCCUGUCAUUCCAUCUGAAGCUAAAAGAAUUGACCUUUAUGCAAGGGCUGUGUUUCCUUUCACUUUCUUGUUCUUUAAUGUCAUAUACUGGUCUGCAUACUUGUGAGAAUUUUGUCAUCAAUGUAAUCCAUGUAAGAUAUGUUAACUUCUACCCUAGGGUCCGUCUGUGACAUUUUUUUCAUCUGUAAAAUAAUAUAUUGCAUUGUAGGUGCUAUGUAAUUGGAAGAAAACUUUUAAAUCAUCUACAUUUUGAAUGACAGCAUGACUGCAACAUCUGUGCUCAAGCCAAAAUAAGGUGUAAAUAGCUGUACAGCAAAUGCCCUUUUGGUAAUAUUGGGUAGGAAAUUGCAUUAAGCAUCUUGUGUGAAAAGUUUGUGAUGUAAUGCACAUUUGAGAUAUAUAUGAUAGAUAGAUAGAUAAUAUUCCUGAAAAUUCUCUUUUAAGGAAUGGUUAAUUACCUUGUUCUCAUAUUGAUGGUUGAUGGCAUUGUCCCCCUCAAAUGGGUAUUGUAAAAUAUCUUAAAACAAGCGCAGGUUGUGUUUGUGACAGUAAAUAUUAACUGCUCCCAUCUGUGUAGAAUCUUAAAAACUAAUAAAGGUCAAAUGUCAAAAAAUACAA